Dipodomys spectabilis (banner-tailed kangaroo rat) is the source of this 1413-nucleotide messenger RNA. It is a transcript of the gene Clul1, whose product is annotated as clusterin like 1. The transcript has 8 exons. Bases 1 to 1413 code for a protein of 470 amino acids. NCBI's taxonomy places the organism in Eukaryota, Metazoa, Chordata, Mammalia, Rodentia, Heteromyidae. The record is from RefSeq and is a predicted model, not a curated record.
AUGAAGCCAAUGCUCUUGGUGUUUGCUGCCUGUCUGUUGUGCUGGGAAGAUUGCCCUUGUGCACCUACUUGGAAGGACAGAACUGCUCUCGGUGGAAAUCUGAAGGGUUUGUUGGAGGAGGGAGAGACAGAUGCAGGUGGAGAGCUGAAGAAGGCUUUGAUGGGGAUGAAGCAGAUGAGAAUCAUGAUGGGAAGGAGAGAAGAGGAGCAUGGCAAACUCAUGGAAACCUUGAAGAAGUGCAAGGAAGAAAAGCAGGAGGCCCUGAAACUUAUGAAUGAAGUUCAAGAGCAUCUGGAGGAAGAGGAAAGGUUAUGCCAGGCAUCUUCAGCCAACUCCUGGGACCGAUGCCGGUAUUGCCUGCAGAGCAAGUAUGUGAGAUUAUACACAACCCGCAAACCUGGCUGGUCCUCCGUGAAAAGUACGAUGGAGCAGUUUUUCAGGAAGCUGUACCAGUUUCUGUUUCCCCCCCAUGAUGACCAGGAUGACCUCCCUGCCCAUGGAAAGUCCAAGGAAGAGGACCCACGGGUGAUACAGAUGGAGGGCGUGUUCUGCCAGCUGACUGAGGACGUGAGAAUCCUCUUCAAUAGGAGCCUCUUUGUCUUCAAACAAAUGCAGCAAGAAUUCGACCAGGCUUUUCAGUCCUACUUCAUGUCAGACUCUGACCUCAUGGAGCCUUCCUUUUUUCCAACUUUCUCCAAGAAGCCAAUCCCCAAAGCAGAUCUUGAGCCAAGGUGGGACCUCCCCAAUUUCUUCAGGCUACUUGGUCAUCUCAGUCUCUCUGUUUAUGAAAGAGUCAGCAAAUCAAUCAAAAGCACGCUGGACGCCAUUCAGGAUUCUUCGACACCGCACCAAGAGCCAGAUGCUAGAGGUGUAUCAAUGUUGCCUUCUUUGAUUUCAGAGCCUCUCCGUGAGCAGGAGAGAACGCCAUGUGGGGAACUUGGCCAGAAUUUAUCUGGAUGUUUUGAAUUUCACAAAAGAUGCCAGAUGUGUCAGGAUUACAUAUCUGAAGACUGUCCUGACGUCCCUGACCUGCACACAGAACUCGAUGAGGCUCUGAGACUGGUCAACCUAUCUAGUCAGCAGUAUGACCAGAUUGUCCGCAUGACCCAGUACCACGUGCAGGACACCUUGCACCUGAUGGAGAAGAUGAAGGCACAGUUUGGCUGGGUGUCUGAACUGGCAAGCAAGAUCCCAGGAGCUGAGAACAUCAGUGACUUAACAAAGGGAGUGCUCAGUGAUCGUGAAGGACAUUCUUUCCAACAAGAUGAAACGAGGGUGGACUCACACAUUUUGCCUUCCCCCAAUUUCACAGUGAAGAUCGCUCCUGAUGCAAGUGCUGAGAGCUCUAACUUCAUGGACUAUAUGGCAGCCAAAGUUCUAGAGCAUUUUAGGGAGCAUUUUAAGACUUGGUAA